CUCUCCCUGCCGCUUCCGCUUCCGGUACGGGGUGCCAUGGGCGGCCGCAACAAGAAGCACCGGGGAGGCAGCGCGGCCCACGCCGCUUCUACUGCUGCUGCGGCCACUGCCGCUGCCCGAUCGCGAGCGGCUGCCGAAGCCUGUGCCGCCGCUGCCAAUGAGGUGGCGGGCAGCAGAGCGGCCCCGCGGCCGCCGCCCGCUUGCAAGGAGCCCCGCGUCAAGCAAGGUCCAAAAACUUACAGUUUUAGUUCACCAAUAGAUUCCAGUGCUGCUGCAGCUGCAAAUCUAGAUAAAUCUAUUCUUAAGGUAAUGAUAAGCAGUAAUUUGGAGAAAAGGAUUAUUGAUGUAAUCAAUGACCAUAAAAAACAAAACAAUGACAAAGGAAUGAUUUCCAGAAGACUGACUGCUAAGAAACUACAGGAUGUAUACAUGGCUUUACAAAGGUUUUCAUUUAAGACUGAGCACAUUGAAGAAGCAAUGAAAAAUACGCUUUUAUACGGUGGUGAUCUUCACUCUGCACUUGACUGGCUUUGUUUAAACCUUCCUGAUGAUGCCUUGCCUGAAGGCUUUAGCCAGCAAUUUGAAGAGCAGCAACAUAAACCUAGAGCAAAAUUUUGUUCUCCUGUGUCACAGCGUCAACCUCCACCUCGCUUAACAGAUAAGAAAAAGAAAGAGAAUAGCCCUGAAACUAAGGAGACGAAUAUGGAGGUAAAGAAAGAAAUGAGUAUGAAGGAGUGGAUUUUGCGGUAUGCUGAGCAACAGAGUGAUGAAGAGAAAAAUGAAUCUGUGAAAGAGACAGAUGAAGAAAAGUUUGACCCAAAUGAAAGGUAUGUACACCUGGCUGCAAAGCUUUCAGAAACAAAAGAACAAGCAAGCAUCUCCAAGCAAGACAAAGACAAGCAAGGCCAGAAGGUGGCACAAGAGAAAAUAAGAAGAAUUCAACAAGAAAUGGCAAUGCUUGAGGAGCAUCCUGUAUUUGAUCCAGCUGUAAAGACGUCAAACCAACAACAGAAGGAAAAGAAAAAAGCUCCCCCACUUCAACCUCAAGAAACCACUUUGAAUUUGAAUUUGCUUGAAAAACCUGAUGGUACUGCAAAGGAAGAGAAAGCCAAAAAGAAAGAACCACUAGAUGUAAGAAAUUUUGAUUAUAGUGCUCGAAGCUGGACUGGUAAAUCACCAAAACAAUUUUUGAUUGACUGGUGCAGGAAGAAUUUUCCCAAGAGCCCAAAUCCUGCUUUUGAAAAGGUUCCAGUUGGAAGAUACUGGAAAUGUAGGGUCAGGGUUACCAAAUCAUCAGAUGAUGUAAUGACAAUGUGUCCUACAAUCGUAACAGAAGACAGUAUGCAAGCACAACAUUUAGCUGCUACUUUGGCGCUCUAUCAUCUAACCAAAGGCCAGUCUGUUCAUCAGUUGCUGCCUCCUACCUACCGAGAUGUCUGGCUAGAAUGGAGUGAUAUUGAAAAGAAAAAGGAAGAAGAAAACAAAAUAGAAACUAACAAGCCUCGUGAUAACUUUAUUGCUAAAUUAUUAAACAAACUUAAACAACAGCAGCAGCUACAAUCUGAAAAGCAGCCAAAAGUAUCUGAAGGUCCUGAAGAUUCCUGGGAGAACCUAGUUUCAGAUCAGGACUUCAGCAGUCUCUCCCUUGACACCCUAGACAUAGAUAAUUUGGAACCUUCAAGGAAUUUGUUCAGAAAACUGCGAAGUUCCUCCAGAUACCAAAAGUUUCUGAAAGAAAGACAGGAAUUACCUGUAUUUAAGCACAGACAUUCAAUUGUAGAAACUCUUAAAAAACAUCGAGUAGUUGUUGUAGCUGGUGAAACAGGCAGUGGGAAGAGUACCCAGGUGCCCCACUUCUUGUUAGAAGACUUGUUGCUAGAUGAGGGAACAAGUAAGUGUAAUAUUGUUUGCACACAACCCCGGAGAAUCUCAGCAGUGAGCUUGGCCACAAGGGUUUGUGAAGAGCUAGGCUGUGAAUCUGGACCUGGAGGAAAAAACUCCCUGUGUGGGUAUCAAAUUCGUAUGGAAUCAAGAACAGGAGAAGCCACCAGACUACUAUACUGUACCACAGGUGUUCUGCUUCGGAAACUUCAAGAAGAUGGUCUUCUCUCAAGUAUAUCUCAUGUUAUUGUAGAUGAGGUACAUGAAAGAAGUGUCCAGUCUGAUUUUUUGCUAGUUAUCCUGAAAGAGAUCUUGCAUAAGCGUUCAGACCUGCAUCUGAUUUUGAUGAGUGCUACUGUGGACAGUGAGAAGUUUUCCAGCUAUUUCUCACACUGUCCCAUUUUAAGGAUCUCAGGGAGGAGUUACCCUGUUGAGGUUUUCCAUGUUGAAGAUGUAAUUGAAGCAACUGGCUACGUUCUGGAGAAAGACUCAGAAUAUUGUCAGAAAUUCUUGGAGGAAGAGGAAGAAAUAAUGAUAAAUGUUACUACAAAAGGAGGGGGCACUACAAAGUAUCAGGAGUAUGUCCCAGUCCAGUCUGGAUCUAGUAUUGAAUUGGCUCCUUACUAUGAACAGUAUAGCAGUCGGACACAGCAAGCAGUCUUCUAUAUGAAUCCUUACAAGAUCAACCUUGAACUUAUUUUGGAGUUGCUUGCCUACUUAGAUAGAAGUCCUCAGUUCAAGAACACUGAAGGUGCUGUGCUGAUCUUUUUACCAGGCCUUGCUCAUAUUCAGCAGCUAUAUGAUCUCAUUUCAACUGACAGAAGAUUUAGCUUGUGUGAUAGGCACAGAUUGAUAGCUUUGCAUUCUGUUCUUUCAACACAAGAUCAAGCAGCUGCAUUUACAAUACCUCCUCUUGGUGUUAGAAAGAUUGUUUUGGCAACCAAUAUAGCAGAGACAGGUAUUACAAUACCAGAUGUUGUCUUUGUAAUUGAUACUGGGAGAACAAAAGAAAACAGGUAUCGUGAAAGUAGUCAGAUGAGUUCCUUGGAGGAGACUUUUGUUAGCAAAGCUAGUGCUCUACAACGCCAAGGAAGAGCUGGGCGUGUUAGGGGUGGAUUCUGCUUCCGAAUGUACACAAGAGACAGGUUUGAAAGUUUCAUGGAGUAUUCAGUUCCAGAAAUAUUACGUGUGCCUUUGGAGGAAUUAUGCCUUCAUAUUAUGAAAUGCAACCUUGGCUCUCCUGAAGACUUCCUUUCCAGAGCAUUAGAUCCACCACAACCACAAGUAAUUGGUAAUGCAAUGAACCUGCUAAGGAAAAUAGGGGCUUGUCAGUUAAAUGAGCCCAAACUGACUCCAUUGGGCCAGCACCUUGCAGCCCUUCCUGUCAAUGUAAAAAUUGGCAAAAUGCUUAUAUUUGGUGCUAUAUUUGGCUGCUUGGAUCCUGUGGCAACUAUAGCUGCUGUUAUGACAGAAAAAUCGCCAUUUACUACACCAAUUGGUCGAAAAGAUGAAGCAGAUCUUGCAAAAUCAUCUAUAGCACUGGCAGUCUCAGAUCAUAUAACAAUCUACAAUGCUUAUCUGGGGUGGAAAAAGGCUCGGCAAGAAGGAGGACAUCGUGCUGAAAUGACUUACUGUCGAAGAAAUUUCCUUAAUAGAACUUCACUGUUAACUCUGGAGGAUGUGAAGCAAGACCUCAUAAGGGUGGUCAGAGCAGCGGGGUUCACAGCACCUACAACUCAACAUCGAUGGGAUGGAAAUGGAGCCACACAAUCUCUGUCUCUCCAUGAAAUUGCUCUUCUUAAAGCUGUGUUGACUGCAGGGCUGUAUGACAAUGUAGGAAAAAUAAUAUAUACAAAAUCUGUGGACAUCACAGAGAAGCUGGCGUGCCUGGUAGAAACUGCUCAGGGUAAAGCACAAGUGCAUCCCUCCUCAGUAAAUCGAGACUUACAGAUACAUGGAUGGCUUCUGUACCAGGAGAAGGUGAGGUAUGCAAAAGUGUACUUGAGAGAGACUACUUUAAUAUCACCCUUUCCCAUUUUGCUUUUUGGUGGGGAUAUAGAAGUCCAGCAUCGGGAGCGUCUCCUGACGGUUGAUGGCUGGAUCCAUUUUCAGGCUCCUGUAAAGAUAGCAGUAAUUUUCAAACAACUGAGAGUUCUCAUAGAGUCUGUCUUACAGAAGAAGCUCGAAAAUCCUAAAAUGUCACUUGAAGAUGAUAAGGUUUUACACAUCAUCAAAGAACUGAUAAAAACAGAGAAUGGUAACUGAAACUGGACAUAAGUAGCAAUCCAGAGCUUUGGUAAUGCCAGGAGAAAUACGCACUCCAACACUAAAUGAAAGUAUUUAAAUGAUUAGUGUGGUAAAUACCAGUUAUGAUGUGGGAAGACUGCAUGAUUUCUACAUAGAACUUAAUUUCUAUAUCAUCUUUAAAGAUGAAUGUGAACAGAUUAAUAAGUUUAUCCUUUUAUGCCAGUGCCAUUUAUCAGAAUGUAUGAAUGAUCAUGGAAUCACAGAAUGGCUUGGGUUGGAAGGGACUUUAGAGAUACCCAGUUCCAACUCCUCUCUUAUGGGCAGGGUUGCUGCAUGUUAGAUCAGACUGCCCAGAGCCUUGCUUCAACCAGGAAUGAGGCGUUCACAGCUUCUCUGGGCAGCUUGUUCCAGUGCCUCAUCACUUUCUGAGUAAAGAAUUUCCUCCUAGAUUCCCCUCUAACCUAAAUCUCAUUUUUUAAAACCAUUCUCCAUUGUUCUGUCAUUAUCAGACUGUGUUGGAAAAAAAAAAAGUUUUCCAUCUUGUUUAUAAGCUCCCUUUAAGUACUGGAAGGCUGCAAUGAUGCCUCUCCAGAGCCUUCUCUUCUCCAGGCUGUUGAGCUCCUUCAGCAUUUAUUUGUAGGAGGGGUGCUCCAGUCCUCUGAUUAUCAUCAUAGCCCUCCUUUGGGUCUGCUCCAACACUUUCAUGUCUUUCUGCUGCUGGGGGCUCCAGACCUAGAUGCAGUACUGUAGGUGGUGCCUUACAAAAGCAGAGCAGAGGGGCAAUCACCUCUCUCACCCUGCUGGCCACCCUUCUUUUGAUGCAGCCCAGGAUACAGUUGGCCUUGUGUGCAAGUGCACAUUGCUGGCUUGCCUCAAACUUUUCAACCACCAGAACCCCUAAGUCCUUUUUUUCAGGGCUGAUCUCAAUGAGUUAUCCCAAUCUGUACAUGUAUCUGGGAUUUCCCUAAACUAGGUGUAGCACCUUGCACUUGUUGAACUUCAUUAGGUUUGUGUGGGCCCACUUCUUAUGCUUGUCCAGAUCCCUUUGAAUUACAGGCAGAUCUAGCAUGAUCUGCCCUUGGUGAAGCUGUGUUUGCUGUAUAUCAUGUCCUUGUGUUGCAUGUGCCUUAACAUAGCUUCCAGGAGGAUCUGUUUGAUGAUCUCCCCAGGCACAGGUAGGAGCCUGUAGUUUCCCAGGUCUUACUUUCCACCCUUAAAAAUGGGAGUGAUGUUUCCUUUUUCCAGUUACAAGGGACCGCCAUGACUUUUCAAAGAUGAUGGAGUGUGGCUUGGCAACUACAUCAGCCAGUUCCUUCAGGACUGGGUACCAAGGAGCUGUUUGGUUUCAUCAGAUCGUCUUGGACUUGCACUUAAAAGAGGAAGAGACUGUGUUCCUUGCUUAGAGGUUCAGGGAUAUAAGGGAUGUGGGAAGGCUGACUACCGGUGUAGACUGAAGCAAAGAAGUUGAGUACAACAGCCUUCUUCCCUAUCUGUUGUUUCCAGUUACCCCCUUCUCAUUUAUCAGAUGGGGUAUGCUCUCCUUAUCAGCCUUUCUCUUCUGACAAAUGUACCGACAGAAUCCUUGUUAUUUUUCAUGUCCUUUGCCAGGUUCAGUUCCAUCUCUGCCUUGGUGUUCCUGAUUUACCUCUACACAUAUACGAACAGCAUCCAUGCCCCCUUCCCAGGCCACAUGCCCCUGCUUCCACUGUUUGUGCAUUCCACUCUUAUCCUUGAGUUUGACCAGCAGGUCUUUUUUCAGCCAUGCUGGUCUCCUGCUUCCUUGGUUUGAUUUCUUAUUUUGAUUUCUUAUGCCUGGGGAUGGAGAGCUCUUGCACUCUCAGAAAAGCAUUCUUAAAAACUGCUGUCUCUGUUCCAUUCCUUUGUCCCUAAGGACAGCUUAGGGACAGGAGAUUCCCAGGGGAUCCCAUCCAAUAGUCCUUUAAACAUACGGAAGACUGCUCUUCUGAAGUACAGGAUCUUGACUCCGCUCUCUGUCAGUGUGACAUUCCUCAAGAUCACAAAUUCAACCCGGGCAUGGUCACUACAGCCCAGAACUCCCUCCACUCUUAAUUAAUGAUAUCCUCUGCACUGGUGAGCACCAGGUGGAGUGGUGCUUCACCUCACAUUGGUUUGUCGAAUACCUGCACCAAGAAGUUAUCCUCUGAAGCAAGAAGACUGUGUCAACAGACUCCUAUUGAUCAGGCAGCCUGAAGUCCUUUAUUAUUCCAGUCCUAAAUUUUUGCCCACAAGCUUUCAGCCUGAUCCUGGCUAUUUCUCUGAGGCAACUUCUUGCAGUCUAUCCAUUUGUUAACAUAGAGGGCAUCUCCCCUCCCUUCCUUCCUUGUCUAUCUCUUCUGAAAAUCUUGCAGCUCUUGAACUGCAUUGUUCCAGUCAUGCAAUUUGUCCCACUGUGUUUCCAUGGCAGCAAUUAAGUCAUAGUUUUCUAGUUACAGCAUGGCUUCCAUCUCCUCCUGCUUGUUUCCUGUGCUGCAUGCAUUGGUGUUGAUACACUUCAGCUGGACUAUCAAUGAUGUUACUUUCCAAGAGGAGCCCUCCUGAAUUCCUUUAUGGCAAACAUGAGUUUUUUCACUGCUUCUUCCUAGAGUGACAGUGUAUCCUGGGUCUUUCCUAUUACUCAGAACUAGAUUCAACAGUAGAAGUGAAUGCAGUUUUAAAGCUCUGUUAACAAGUCCAGCCAGCUUGCUGCCCAGAACAUUCUUGCCCCACCUGUUCAGUUGUGUCCCAUCCAAUAUUAGCAUUAUCUGUCUCUGUAAGGUGUGACUGAGAUCAAAGAAUCCAGAGCGCUGAGUGUGGCACCAUCCACGUAGUCAUUCAUUCUCCUGGCCAGUCCACCUCCUUCUUCCUGGGUCCCAGUCUCCAAGCAGGAGAUGAAUGAUGAAAGCAUGUUCUCUUGUAUAAAAAUGGCCAUGGCCAACUCCAGUUUUUGCUUCUCUUACACUGAUCAUACCAUUAAUGGCGAUGCAGACUGUACUACUAAUUCAAAAUUGGGUCUUGAAUCUCAGUAAGGUAGUACUCCAAUAGAUUCAUGCAAACAGAAGACAAAUAUUUCUUACAUUGGUUUUGUAAGUAUUUUAUUAAGAUAUGAAUACAUGGUAUUAAAGCAGCUUGUCUUACAGAUAUCUUUUUCUCCUGUAUGGUUUACAAUUCAAAAAAUGCUGUAACAAGAAGGUAGUGUGCCAUGUUCAGGUGCAGGGCUUAGCCAAACACGUGUAGUGACCACUAGCCUGUCUCUCUUUCCUUUGUGUCUUCUCACGCUUGUUCUUCCCCAUUCACCUGGAUCCUUGUUUCUUCCUGCCUUUGGCCCAUCCCCGGGGGGGCAGUGGAAUAAGUUUUGCUUUCCCACAAGCCCUCUCUCUUAUCCUAUAAUGAGCUUUGUGUAGUUUCACAAGCCCCUUUAAAUCUCAUAAUACUCAUGAUGACUGUGUUUAGCACGUAUUGGUUAAUAAAGUUCAGGCUGACUCUCUUCACUGCUGUACUGGAGCGGUUGCUUAAAUGGCUAAAAAAAAAAAAUCAGUGGCUGAAGACCUCAGGUCUUCGUUAUUUUCUUAACUUGUUCCUUAAUUUUUGUGCAUCUGCAUGUUUAACUCCAUAGAAUCAUAGAAUAUCCAAAGUUGAAAGGGACUCAGAAGUAUCGAGUCCCGCUCCUGGCCACCCAGAAUUCAAACCCCACGUCUGAGGGUGUUGUCCAGAUGCUCUUUGAACUCAGUCAGCUUGGUGCCAUGACCACUGCCCUGGACAGCCUGCCAGGACCUGACUGCCAUCUGUGAGGAACCUUUUCCUAAUUCCCAACCUGAUUCUCCCCUGACACAAAUUCUUUUGUUUUUCUUUAUACUGAAUAGAACUUAACCAGAUAACGUAAUGAAACAGAUCCAUUGUUCACAACAAUGAAGUAAGAAUUUCAGGAUCAGGCCCUCAGCUGUUAGGGUAGAGAAACUUUUACCUUUUACCAUGCAGCAGUUGCACUCUAGGCAGUAACUCUGUAUGUACAGACAGGUGCAUAGUACAGAAGGUAUCUUUCAUUUGAGAAGUACAAGUUCCAUGCAGCAGGUUAGUGGUGUCUUCUUUUUAAGGAGGCAAUGAGGAAAAUGCAUGAUCUUGAAAGAGACCAAGGAAAACAUACAGAGAUACCCAGUUAGAUGAUGAUGGGAGAACUGGUAGUGCUGUGCUAAACGGAAAUCAUGAGGUGAUAGUAAACUGAUCCAUGAACACUAGCUUAUACUCCAUCCUGGAAGAAGGCAAGUUGUAAUGCUUUCCUAGGGCCUCUGAGGUAAAAGUAAUCAAUCUGCUAUCCUUUUAUGAACUGUGAUAAGGUAGUAGUGUUCCAGCUUUCCUAGAAAAGACAGGGAGUGCAUUAUUUUUAAUUGUAAAGUAUACAACACUUAAAGUACUUCUUUAACUGCUUAAGUUUGAUCUUCCAGCCUCAAUCUUGCACUCUGUUCCUUAGAUGCAUUCUUUUUUAUAGUAGAAGUGUAGGUAUAAAAAAAAAAAACCUAUAAAUUGCAUUCCUGAAAGAUAAAAUUAAAUCUGCAUCCCAGCUAGCCAAAUUCCAAGCAACUGAUUUCUUAGGUUUUGUUCUAGUUUAAGUCUUUUAUUUCUCUCCUUUGGAAAUGUGAAUUGGAGAUAUAUUUCAGUAGUUGGACAACUGUUUAACUCCUGUUUCUUUUGGAUUUGAAUGUCAAACAUCAAUUGGUAUCUCAAAAUGGCUAAAUUCUAGUAAGACUCUUAAUUGUCCUUGAGGUUUUUCUCCUUUAUUUAAUCAUGGUGAACAUAGACUUUUAAUUCCAUUUACGUAUGGUAAUGUUGAAGCUGAUAGGAAUUCUUUGUGUUUCCCCAGCAUGCCUUGCUUUGUAAUUUCUUCUUCAGUUGUUAAUGAAAGGAUUUACUGUAAUAACUACGGAAUUGGUCACUGUGUUUGGAGUGAUCAACAGUUUCUGCAGAACAGAUGAAACAGGUCAAACUGUGGUAUUGCAGAUAACUAUGCUUAUCUUAAAAUUUAAUGGGGAUUUAACAGAUGAUCGCAGUGGCUUUCUGUUUAUGCAGAGUACGUGAGAAACUUUGUGCCUGUGCUCUUUUGAAUGGAUGAAUUUUCUUUUUGUUCCAUUUAUUUAAUAAAUACUUUUAAUACGUUGUUGUUA
Molecule: messenger RNA, 9284 nt
Organism: Numida meleagris (helmeted guineafowl)
Lineage: Eukaryota; Metazoa; Chordata; Aves; Galliformes; Numididae
Gene: DHX29
Product: DExH-box helicase 29
Exons: 27
Coding region: 37-4146 (1369 amino acids)
Biological process (GO): translational initiation
Cellular component (GO): intracellular anatomical structure
Molecular function (GO): ATP binding; RNA helicase activity; RNA binding
Source: RefSeq, a predicted model, not a curated record